Austrofundulus limnaeus is the source of this 5364-nucleotide messenger RNA. It is a transcript of the gene myom1a, whose product is annotated as myomesin 1a (skelemin). Gene Ontology annotation, molecular function: kinase binding. The coding region runs from base 165 to 4841 and encodes 1558 amino acids. The record is from RefSeq and is a predicted model, not a curated record. The transcript has 38 exons. Gene Ontology annotation, biological process: sarcomere organization. Gene Ontology annotation, cellular component: M band. Lineage: Eukaryota; Metazoa; Chordata; Actinopteri; Cyprinodontiformes; Rivulidae.
ACUUCUGUCCUGUCCACUGGCCCUCACCCUGCUGCUUUGCCUGGAUCUGAACUUGCUUUCGCAAUAACACACAUUUUUACUCGCUGUGGAUUGGAAUAUUUCAAAUUUGUGAGCUGGUAUCAGGUAAAGGGCAGCCAUUGUAAACGGGUGGAGUGGCCCUCAGGAUGUCAGGAUCAGUGACGCAGACACAGCAGCUGUAUCAGCAGCUGGAGGCGCAGCAGCUGCACGAACAGCAGGAGAAACGGCAGCACUUUGAGAGCAGCUACUACCUGAGCAGCAGGUCAUCUGUUAGCAAGCAGUCGUUCUCCACCCACAAGACCCACAAGAGCCUCGAGACCCACAAGAGCCUCGAGACCCACAAGAGCCUCGAGACCCACAAGAGCCUCGAGACCCACAAGAGCCUCGAGACCCACAAGAGCCUCGAGACCCACAAGAGCCUCAAGACCAGCAGCCAGCGCGUGAAGACCUCUGUGAAAACAGAGAAGGGGCAGGAGGUGUUGAAACUGAGCCCACUACCCAAAAAAGCCAAACGCACCUACCUGGCAAUGGACAAGGACAAAGAAGUCAUUGGCUACGUCGUGCCUGUUUUCAGAGCCAACCACGACGUGGUCCGGGGCCUGAUGGAGGCGCAGGAGGAUGAUGUUACAGAGGAAGGGAUUAACUAUGUGGCCAUGAGGAACCUGUUCGUCAGGGAGGCCAGGGAGGCUUUGGAGGUUCGAGUGGAGAAGAAAACGAGAACAAAGCAUGUCAGGGAAUCUGCAGAGCGCCUGCAGGUGGACAGGACGAUGGAGGAGUGGUCAGAGUUUCGUAAGAAAAUGAACCCUGACAGACUGACUCACCCUCCAGAGUUUAUUGUCAAGCCUCGUGGGCAGACCAUAUGGGAGGGCAAGACGGUGAGGCUGCACUGCACCGUGGCUGGAUGGCCUAAACCAAGGAUUGCCUGGUACAAGAACAAUGUGCUCAUUGAUGCCAAGGCCCACCCCGAGAAGUACACGGCUGAAAGCUGUUACAACAUGCACUCCCUGGAGAUCAAGAACUGCGAUUUCUUGGACACUGCUCAGUAUUACGUGUCCGCCCUCAAUGUGAAAGGAGAAGCUUCUUCAGCUGCCACCGUUGUUGUCAAAAGGUUCCAAGAUGGUCCAGAACCAGGUUUAUUUGAUCCUAAGCCACAUGGUUUUUGUCCUGAGCACGGCGUCACCUUCCUUACAACCAUCAUUGAUGAAUUUGAUGUGGCUUUUGGCCGUGAAGGGGAAACUUUGAGUCUGGGCUGCACGGUCAUCAUCUAUCCCACGGUGAAAAAAUACCAGCCUGAAGUCGUGUGGUACAGAAACUCUGUCCCCUUGAAGCCCUCUAAAUGGGUGCACACCCACUGGUCUGGGGAGCGGGCCGUUCUCACUCUGACCCACCUCAACAAGGAAGACGAGGGCAUGUACACUCUGCGCAUCAACACAAAGUCUGGCUUCGACACCCACUCAGCCUACGUGUUUGUCAGAGAUGCUGAUGUGGAGGUGGAGGGGGUUCCCGUGGCCCCMCUGGAUGUGCGCUGCCAUGAUAUUAACAAGGACUAUGUGGUGGUCACCUGGAAGCAGCCAGCAGUGGAGGGCAGCAGCUCCAUCCUGGGGUACUACAUCGACAGGUGUGAGGUGGGCACUCAUCACUGGGCUCAGUGUAAUGAUGCUCCAGUGAAAUACGCCCGCUUCCCUGUGACAGGACUGGUGGAGGGGCGCUCUUACUACUUCAGGGUGCGCGCCUUGAACAACGCGGGCGUCAGCCGUCCAUCCCGCAUCUCUGAAGCUGUGGUCGCCAUGGAUCCAUCUGACAGAGCUCGACUCAAAGCUGGGCCCUCAGCGCCAUGGACUGGGAUGAUCAAGUUCACAGAGGAAGACCCCACUGUGGGUGUUGUUCCUGGAGAGCCGACGGAUGUCAUUGUAACUGAGGCGACCAAGAGCUAUGUGGUGCUGGCCUGGAAGCCCCCRGUGCAGAGGGGUCAUGAAGGCGUCAUGUAUUACAUUGAGAAGUGUAUUUCGGGGACAGACACCUGGCAGAGGGUGAACACUGGUAUGCCAGUCAAGUCUCCACGCUUCGCACUUUUUGACCUGGCCGAGGGUAAAUCCUACAGCUUCCGUGUGCGCUGCUGCAACUCUGCCGGCGUGGGCGAGGCCUCUGAAUCCACCGGAGAAAUCGUCGUCGGAGAUAAACUCGACCUGCCCUCACCUCCAGGCAAUCCGGUAGCCGCCAGGAACACCGACACCUCUGUGGUGGUCUUCUGGGCUGCUUCAAAGGACGUCAAGCAAUUGGUUGGCUACUACAUUGAAUGCAGUGUGGUGGGCACUGACGUCUGGAUGCCUUGCAACAACAAGCCUGUCAAGCAGACUAGGUUYGUCUGCCACGGCCUCUCCACAGGGCUGAACUACGUGUUCAGGGUGAAGGCAGUAAAUGCUGCUGGGUACAGCCAGAGCUCUGCCAGYUCUGAUGCUGUGAUCGUACAAGCUGCCAUCUCUGUACCUGGGGAACCCACCGGGGUGACCUUGCUGGAGGCUGUCAAGGACUACAUGGUGGUGGGUUGGACUGCGCCUGAAAACAACGGAGGAGCUGAUAUCAGGGGAUAUUUUGUGGAUUACAGGAGCGUGAAGGGACAAGUCUUUGGGAAAUGGCACGAAAUGAAUCACAAAGCUCUGACGACGACUUCCUAUAAGGCUGAGAACCUGAAGGAAAACGUCUUCUAUGAGUUCCGAGUGCGUGCAAUGAACAUGGCYGGUGUGAGUAAAGCUUCUCUUCCCUGCCGACCUCUGGAGUGCAAAGAGUGGACCAUUACUGUUCCAGGGCCUCCUGUGGGUCUUCACGUGCAGGAGGUACGCGACACCUCAGUGGUGGUUCUGUGGGAACCCCCUGCAUUCAGCGGCCGCAGUCCCGUCAACGGCUACUACUUGGACAUCAAAGAAGCCUCUGCCGGGGAAGGAGGCUGGAAGGCUGUACACGAGAAGUGCAACAAGAGCAAGUUCAUGAAGGUGACUGGGCUGAGUGCUGGAACAUCCUACGUCUUCCGCGUGCGCGCUCAGAAUCUUGUCGGAGUUGGAAAACCUUCAGCAAUCUUGGGUCCAAUCCUGGCCCAGACUCGCCCCGGCACCAAGGAGAUUUACGUGGAUGUCGAUGACGACGGUGUGAUUUCUAUGAUGUUUGAGUGCUCUGAGAUGAGUGCAGGCUCACAGUUUGUUUGGUACAAAGAUUACCUGGAGAUCACCGACCCAUCUCGCCUGACUAUUGUCAGCAAAGGGAACAAAUCCAGAGCUAUCUUCAACAGUCCUUCMCUGGAGGACCUGGGCACCUUCUCCUGCGUGGUCACCAACACAGACGGCAUUUCCUCCAGCUACACCCUCACUGAGGAGGGUCUCUUGCGUCUUUUGGACCUCAGCCACGAGCACCAGUUCCCUGUUAUUCCCUUCAAGAAUGAAAUGGCCAUGGAGCUGCUCGAGAAGGGCCGGGUUCGAUUCUGGACCCAACUGGAGAAAUUCACUUCUGCCUGCCAAGUGGAGUACGUCUUCAAUGAUGUCAUCAUCCAGGAAGGAAAGAAAUACACCAUGAAGUUUGAUAAAUCCACCGGCAUCAUCGAGAUGUUUAUGGACUCAUUAGAGGUCACCGAUGAGGGAACAUUCACCUUUAACCUUGUGGAUGGCAAGGCUAAGGGUACAACCAGUCUGGUGCUAAUUGGGGAUGAAUUCAGGGCGCUUCAAAAGAAAUCAGAGUUUGAGCGGGCUGAAUGGGUCAGGAAACAAGGUCCUCAUUUCGUGGAGUAUCUUGGCUUUAGUGUUACUCAAGAAUGUGAUGUGCUGUUGAAAUGCAAGAUUGGAAAUAUCAGACCUGAGACCGAGAUCAUUUGGUCCAAGGACUCCAACGAGAUUGCAGAGGAUGAUGAGGACGCUAAGAAAAUUGAGAAAAAGGAUUGCGAGCUGACCUUUAAUAUUGGAAAGUGGGUUAUUAAGGAAGAGAAAGAGAAAAAGAAACAAAGAGGAGGAAAAAAACCAUCUGCAAAGGACGUUUCCCUGCCGCCAAGACCUAAAAUCUCCAAGCAAGACGCAGGUUUUUACGAGGUCUUCCUGAGAGACGACAGAGGAAAAGAUAGGAGCACCUUCAAUCUGACAGACGCAGGAUACCAAGCUGUGAUGAAUGAGCUGUUUAGAGUUAUCGCCAACUCCUCCAGUGAAAUCCAGGUUAGGAGUACUGAAAGUGGCAUCGUCCUCUACUCCACGGUCACAUAUUAUGACGAGAACCUGCGCAUUGGUUGGCUUCACAAAGAUGCCAAAAUGGCUGCUUCAGAGAGAGUUAAGUCUGGUUCCACAGGGGAGCAACUCUGGCUUAAGAUCAAUGAACCCACUGAGAAGGACAAGGGCAAAUACACCAUGGAUAUCKUUGAUGGCAAGGAGAGUGUGAAGAGGGUCUUGGAACUGACUGGCAAAGUUUGGGAGGAGGCAUUUGAAGAAUUCCAGAGACUCAAAGCGGCAGCAAUCGCAGAGAGAAACCGUGCUCGUGUUGUUGGAGGCUUGCCAGAUGUGGUAGCAAUCCAGGAGGGCAAGUCCCUGAACCUGACCGGCAACGUGUGGGGCGAGCCUGUGCCCGAGGUGAGCUGGACGAAGAACGAGAAGGUGCUGACAUCCGACGAGCGCUACAAGCUCAAGUUCGAGCAAGGCAAGUUCGCCAGCAUCACCAUCGCCGCCGUCACCACGGCCGACUCUGGCAAAUACGCGCUGGUGGUGAAGAACAAGUUCGGCACGGAGGCUGGCGAGUUCACUGUCAGCGUGUACAACCCUGAGGAAGAGGAGGGCAAAGAGGAGAAGAAAGACUAAAAGAUGACAGCAGUCGAUUUAAUAAAAAAGGGGGAAUUUUACCCUGCAAUAAAGAAGUUAAAUAAACCUUAAAUACAGCAGCAUUCUCCUGCUUCUUUCAUGUGCUGUGCUUAGCUUUAAAUUGUUAGUACCAAAAGCAUAAUUAGAUGUUGAAAGAAUAACUUGUGCUUCUUGUUUCUUGGCAUUUGUUCAGUCUCUUGUGGUCUCACCAGUUCAUCCGUACGAGUUGAAUAUUAAUCUUUGCUUUGAAAACAGCUGGAAGGCGAACAAUUGCUGUCUCCCUAUCAUAAUAAAGUAUAACAUUUGGCUAACCUUUGGACUCGGGAUUCCUACCAUGGAAGAAUAAGUAAUAGCAUUAAAUGCAUUCUGAAUAUUUGAGAAACUUAGCAUGUCAAGUAUUUAACAGGUUCAACAUUUUAUUAUUUAUAAAAAAAAUGGCAAGAUUGCAAACAACCUGCUGUGUGUAAGCUGUGUGUCGUGCCAGUGUUUUGUAGAUGAAGUAAUAAACAGCAGUGGUGUAAAA